Messenger RNA from Brachypodium distachyon (stiff brome), 943 nucleotides. RefSeq names its product ethylene-responsive transcription factor ERF110. Gene Ontology annotation, molecular function: DNA-binding transcription factor activity; DNA binding. Bases 1 to 702 code for a protein of 233 amino acids. Lineage: Eukaryota; Viridiplantae; Streptophyta; Magnoliopsida; Poales; Poaceae. The transcript is spliced from 2 exons. Gene Ontology annotation, biological process: ethylene-activated signaling pathway; regulation of DNA-templated transcription. The record is from RefSeq and is a predicted model, not a curated record.
AUGCCGGGCGUCCAGGCGCAGCAGCUCCUCUACGCGUCGUCUUCGUCUUCGUCGUGCCAAGGAACGACAGAGCCGCAGGGGAUGCCGGCGUCGGCAAGGAAGUACCGAGGGGUGAGGCGGCGGCCGUGGGGGAAGUGGGCGGCGGAGAUCCGGGACCCGCAGAAGGCGGCGCGGGUGUGGCUGGGGACGUUCGCCACGGCCGAGGACGCGGCGCGGGCCUACGACGCAGCCGCGCUCCGCUUCCGCGGGAGCCGCGCCAAGCUCAACUUCCCCGAGGACGCCGCGGCCGCCACCGCCCGCCGCGCCACGGACGCGGCCGCGGCGGCGUCCUCGAAGCCAGCCGCGGUGCUGGAGUCGCAGCAGCAGCAGGGCAACGACGUGAUGGACUACCUGGAGUACUCCAGGAUCCUCGAGGGGACGACGGGGCCGAGCGAUUUCCUCUUGGGCGGCGGCGAAGGGAACGGGAACGGCCGCUUCCUGGGUUCGUGGAGCAUCGGGACGGCGCCGGCGUCGUCGGGAGCCAGCGCGUCGCUCGCAGGGGCCGGGCCCGCCUCCGCGAGUCCUCUGUUUCAAUGCGGCAGCGGCAGCGGCAGCAGCUGGAAGCAGAGCAGUAAGUAUGGAUGGAAUCUAUCAAAGAGCCAUCUGAAUUCCCCAUCUCCGGAUGAUCGCCCCGCCCCCACUUCAUUCUUCGAUUUGGCAUAACAAUUCGAGUGCCCCGGCUAAAAUUGCACCUCCGACGGCAGAAACGACGGGAGAGCAGCAACCUCGAGCGACGACCGGAGGCGGGCGACCGAUCGGGGAUUUUAGGACUAACCGCAGAUAAUCAGGAAGCAAAUAAAGAUGUACUACUCCGUAGAAUUUACAUUCCUGCAACAUGUAGACUUGGUCCUUUGUUUAUGGUCAAUUGCAAUCGAUAAUUCAUUUGGCAAUCUCAUGCCCUGUU